ACUCUCCCUUGGAAUUGUUUGUCUUCCCAGUCAAACGAGCUGAUAUCGACUGGAUUUGAGCUAUCCUGACUCGGCCACCUAGGUCAUAUUUCCUGGAUGGGAACCGUUGGAUGUUUUUGGGCCGUUGCAGCUCUUGUUCUCGGUGAAUCCAUGCCCCCAGCGCCUGAAGCAGACAUAUCACGCAAGCGUUGGUCGACUUAGCUGAUAUCCCAACCAUAGAUGUCAGCCACCUACAAGAUGACCCUCUCAAUCAUCGCCAAGGAGACAGGCCCUGUCAGCGCGGGCUACCCGCCACACCUCAUGGCCCCAGGACAACCUCUGAUGGACCUCGGCUUCAUGCUGCAGCCUAAGCUCACCGCGACGCACACCUUUCUCGACGCGCCGGCCCUGGACGUGCUGCUCGUGCCCGGCGGGUUCGGCACCGUGGCGCUGCAGCAGAGCAACGACAAGGCAAUCCAGACCUUUUUGCGGAACCGCUUCGCCUCGCUCGAGUACCUGCUCAGCGUCUGCACGGGCAGCGGCAUCCUCGCGUCUUCGGGCCUCCUGGACGGGCACAGGGCGACGACGAACAAGAACUCGUGGGAGUCGGUGACCAGCCAGGGCCCGAACGUGACGUGGGUGCCGAGUGCCCGGUGGACGCAGGACGGCAAGAUCUGGACCAGUUCCGGCGUGGCUUCGGGAAUCGACAUGAUGUACGCCUUCUUGAAGCACCUUUACGGCGAAAACGACCCGGUGCUCACUCGGACUAUGAAUGGCAUCGAGUACGCCCCGCACACGGACCCCAACUGGGAUCCCUUUUCGAUUGUCCAUGACGUGCCCGGACAUACGAACGGAAGCUUGGAGAGUUGCGUCAGGCCGGUUGGCACCGACGCAGCGGCAUGAUCUGCACUGAGAAGUGGAGAUUCCUAUUUCGUAUAACGAGGGGUCCUGGUCUUGCUGUCAAUAUGCCUUCCGCCCUACUUCCAGGGCUUCUUGGUGUCGGAACGAAGCCGCCUUGAUGGCUGCAUUCAACGGACCUCGGUGGUUGAUUGGUGGCAGCACUGCAACCCCUCUUCCUUACAUACUUAGUCCUCUCCCAUGCCCAUCAACAGCAUGGUCAAUCAAUCACUUUACCACCUUAAAAAUUCAAUCCACUGCUUUGACUGGGAAUA
Molecule: messenger RNA, 1151 nt
Organism: Parathielavia appendiculata
Lineage: Eukaryota; Fungi; Ascomycota; Sordariomycetes; Sordariales; Chaetomiaceae
Product: class I glutamine amidotransferase-like protein
Exons: 3
Coding region: 220-882 (220 amino acids)
Biological process (GO): regulation of DNA-templated transcription
Source: RefSeq, a predicted model, not a curated record